AUGAAAUUGAUAAUCUUUAUCAUAUUGAUAAAUCUGAUGGAAUGCAGAAAUUAUACAAUAAGUUCAAGUGAUAAUAAAAGCAUUAUUGGUCCAAUAUUUGUAUUCUUAAUAUGGAUUUACAAUGAUUAUUUCAGCAUUUCCAUGCUUAUGGUUUAAUGA
Paramecium sonneborni is the source of this 159-nucleotide messenger RNA. NCBI's taxonomy places the organism in Eukaryota, Ciliophora, Oligohymenophorea, Peniculida, Parameciidae. The record is from the annotation of a GenBank genome assembly.